This is a messenger RNA of Myotis brandtii (Brandt's bat), 1216 nucleotides long. Its product is annotated as F-box/WD repeat-containing protein 12-like. Bases 597 to 1097 code for a protein of 166 amino acids. The record is from RefSeq and is a predicted model, not a curated record. NCBI's taxonomy places the organism in Eukaryota, Metazoa, Chordata, Mammalia, Chiroptera, Vespertilionidae. The transcript has 4 exons.
AUGGGCGCCUGGGGCCUGCCUCAGCCCGGGAUGGAGGAGGGGGCGCGACAGGAGGGAGGGCCUGGCCCCGCCGGGUUGGCUCAGUGGAUGGAGCCCUGGCCUGUGCCCGUGACCAGAAUCGCACCCGGGACCCUUUGGUCUGCAGGCCCAUGCUCUCUCCCUGAGCCUGAGCCUCGCCCGUCGGGGCGAGCGUGUGGCUGGGCCCCAGGGAGCUAAGGGAGGCGCAGCGACGGCGGAUCAGCCCGUGAAGGGGACCUGCCGCAACCUGGUUGGGGCCCAGGGCGGCCGCAUGGAGACCAUGGGAGGGGGUGUGGGGGACUCGAACCCGGGACCCUUCAGUCCGGAGGCCGACGCUCUAGCCACCGAGCCACGGCCCCGGGCGCGCAGUGGAGGGUUUUGAGAAGGGUUUCCUGGCGUCGCUGCUGCACGGAGACGGCAACCCCCUCGCCUGACCCCGUGCACUGGUCUCCCCACAGGUGUUCUCCGCCGAGGGCCUGCUGAGGCCCGGAGACAGCACCCCCUCGAGCGUCUCUCUCCCGUUCACAUUCUGCAGCCAAGCCUGCUGGGCCCUGAAGUGCGCCAACAGGGUGACCGUGAUGUUCCGGAGAGGGUCCUGCAGGAGGACAGGGUUCAGCACCUUCGACCUGGCAGAGAAAAGCUCUGGGGGCAGCACAGUCAUGAAAGCCCGUCAGAUCGCGGCCUUCAUGCUGCCGGACGAGAUGGAGGACCCGCUCCGGAUGGGGGUCCCGGACAGAGAAACGAUCGUCUUUGAGAGCGGGCCAUACCUGUUCCUCUACUCCAUCUACGGCCACCUGGUGCAUCGAUUCAGCCACCACCAGAACACCAUCUGCUCCUUAUGGGUGGACUCGCUCCACGUCCUCACCACGUCCAUGGACAACUACCUGCACCUGUACAUGUGGGAGGAGGGAGGCCGCGACCCAGGCCUCCUGAGCUGCUGCCACCUGGAGCAAAGGCGGGCCGACCCCAGGCCCAGUUGCUACUACUCCCGGGCCAUCUGCGACAGCGCCAGCAUCGUGUGUGUGGUGUCCAAGACCCUCGAGGCCAGCGUCCUGGUGAUGUAUUCUUUGGACCCGUGAUAGGGCGACCAGUGCGGUCCAGCUGGCAUCGGCUUCCUCGCUGUAGUAAAGAGAGUUCUAUUUGCAAACCCAGAAUGAUUCGUUAGUGAUAGUGGACACAACAGCAGUAACUUACCGAU